AUGGGCGCCUCGAUCCACUUGGUGGUGAUUCCUAUUUUCGGCUGGCUGGUGGCGCGAUUUGGGUCUGAUCAUGCGCCCGUCGUGGCCAGCACACUCUUGCUGGUCGUUUGGCAGGGCUUGCGGCUUAUCCACACAGAUUGGAACCUGCCCAUCUUCAAUGUCCUCGCGCCAGUUCUUCCUCAGCACCUUUUACACCUAUGUGUCCACAACGUUCCCGCCGGAGGUCUUCGCGACGCUUGCAGGGCUGCCGCCCCUCUUCGCAGGCGCAUCAUCCUUUUGGUGACUCCCUUGCUUGGACUCGUGCUCCGGGAGUUUGCAGGGGAUUUCACAGUCAUGAUCAUGAUUCAGCUCUGCAUUGCGGCCGCUAUGCUAGGACUGUGCUGCUUUGGUUGGCUACGGCAUCGCCUUUGCCCCACAGCCGCCGUAGAGACUGAAGUUGGCAUUGAAGAUGCUAAACUCUGA
Molecule: messenger RNA, 462 nt
Organism: Symbiodinium sp. CCMP2456
Lineage: Eukaryota; Dinophyceae; Suessiales; Symbiodiniaceae
Source: the annotation of a GenBank genome assembly